This is a messenger RNA of Hemibagrus wyckioides, 1534 nucleotides long. RefSeq names its product hydroxysteroid (11-beta) dehydrogenase 2 (gene hsd11b2). Gene Ontology annotation, molecular function: oxidoreductase activity. The record is from RefSeq and is a predicted model, not a curated record. The transcript is spliced from 5 exons. Lineage: Eukaryota; Metazoa; Chordata; Actinopteri; Siluriformes; Bagridae. Bases 293 to 1516 code for a protein of 407 amino acids.
GCCAAUUCACCGGCCUGACUCGGUGUUGCAGAGUGUGUAAAGUCAGCGUGCACUCUCCUGCGUGUGCAUGUCAGUGGUGUGUGUGUAUGUGUGUGUGUAAGAGAGAGAGCGUGUAGGUGAAAGGAACUGCAAGAGCAAGCAAGCACGUGGGUGCACACUUCUAUAAGAGAUAGAUAGAGUGAGUGAGUGAGAGAAUACAGAAGAUAGAGCUGCAAGAAGCACAGGGCAAGUUAGAAAGCAGAAAGAAAAAGAGACAAGAGCAAAAGAAAUAGAGACAUAGAUAUAGAGUACAAUGGAUGCCUGUGCCCUGUCCUUUUGGAUUUACAUGGGAGUGUUGUCUGUGUUCGUCGGAGGCACGCUGAAGAAGUUCCUGGCAUCCCACGUCAGUGCCGUGCCCUCGCUCGUGGCAUGGCUGGGUGCCACGCUGCUGGUGGAGAGACUGUGUGCUAUGUGCAUGCCCGCUGUGCUGGCACUUGCCGUCUUCUGUGCCACCUGUUGGCUCUACUCGCUAUGGUCUGCCCCGCCACCGGUCCUGCCUGUCGAAGGCAAAGCAGUUUUCAUCACAGGGUGUGACUCAGGGUUUGGGCAUGCCACAGCAAGGCGUCUGGACGCAAUGGGUUUCCAAGUGUUUGCCACGGUAUUGGACGCAGAUGGUGAGGGGGCAAAGCGCCUUAGGAGUAGCUGCUCUUCUCGCUUGACCUUGCUCCAGGUGGACAUCACUCAGCCACAGCAGGUUCAACAGGCUCUGCUCAACACCAAGGCCAAGCUGGGCAUCAAAGGACUGUGGGCUCUGGUAAAUAACGCAGGAGUGUGUGUGAACUUCGGAGAUGCUGAGCUGUCCCUCAUGUCAUGCUACAGAGGCUGCAUGGAGGUGAAUUUCUUCGGAACCCUCUGCGUUACCAAGACCUUCCUCCCUCUGCUGAGACAGAACAAAGGCCGAAUAGUGACCAUCUCCAGUCCAUCUGGUGAACAACCCUUCCCAUGUCUGGCAUCCUACGGGGCCUCAAAGGCAGCACUAAACCUCUUCAUUAACACUCUCCGUCAUGAGUUAGAGCCAUGGGGGGUCAAAGUGUCCACUAUAUUUCCUUCUGCCUUUAAAACAGGACAGAGCAGUAACACAGAGUACUGGGAGAAACAGCACCAGUGCCUCCUUCAGAACCUGUCACCAAGCCUUUUAGAAGAGUAUGGCGAAGACUACGUCACGGAGACCAAGGACCUCUUCCAGAAGUUUGCCAAAUCAGCCUCUGAAGACUUGAGCCCGGUCGUAAACACUAUCGUGGAGUCACUGCUCGCGCCGCAGCCUCGGGUACGCUACUAUGCCGGGCCUGGUGUCGGCCUCAUGUACUUCAUCUACAGCUACUUCCCCCUGAGCAUCAGUGACAAGUUCCUGCAAAAAAUCUUUCUGAAAAAGAAAGUGGUGCCACGUGCACUCGGGAAACAGAACGAGCUGAACCGCAUCAACGACAACAACAAUGACAUCAUCAGCAACAACAAUAACAUCUCCAGGAUAGAGUGAAUCUGUUGUAACUCCAUG